AGCCUCUCUCUGCAUGUCCCAACAUGUUGAUGUUAUGGUGGGCGGAGCCCCGGAGGAGGGCGGGGGCGGUGAGCGGCGGGUCGCGCGCUGUGGGCGUGGUCUCCAGGUCUCCGCUCUAAGCGGGCGUGGCUUGUCCAAGUUGGCUGCUGGCGGCUCCAGUUGUGCUGUUUAGUGGAAACUCUGUGAGGCGAGUGUGCGGUGCGCUCCGUGAGGACUGCGGGAGAACUCCGUGCGAACCCCCGGACAACCGGGAGAAACCCAUGGUGCUUACUGUAUGAAGCCAAUGUCACUGCUCUGAGCCCGAUAACAAUUUAUAAAAAAAAAAUAAAAAAUAUGGCGCGACCACUUCAUGACGGGAAUACCUCCAAGCCCGUGGGAAAUAUCCGGGCAGAAGCCGGCCGUAAUUUCCCCUCCGACGUCAGUGCCUGCGAAGCCUCUUCUUCUACAAUCUGUGAACAGAACUUGCCAGUGAGCCAUCCCGCUGCCCCCGCCUCCCACUCCUUAUCGCCCGUCUGCCAGAGACGCCCUGCUCCCCACUUCCAGAACAGACUUGAAAUGGUUAACAGUUGCGACCCCGAACCUUCCUCGACCCCCUUUGAACAGAGGCAUUGCUCUUACCCAGAAUCCUUCAGCACAGGAGAAACCACUGCCUACGGUCUCAGGCAUACAGUUCACGAACACUCCAGGGUGCGGAUGGACACAGACGUAUCUAACCAGAAUGACGCCCAAGGAGAUCGCCCCUUGGCAGGAGAAGUACCCUUAGAACGGGAGAUCGCCCUACGCCUGCGCAGGAUUGGGGACCAAAUGAAUGAACGGUAUCUGCAAAGGAGGCAGGUUGCACAGCGGCAAUGGUGGGGACCCCUGCGCUGGCAUCUCACCCAAAUCAUCUCAGAGAUUGUGGCUGCCUUGUACAAUCCGCUUGUGGACAUUUUACCGCAGAACUAAGGCGGCUUGUGCCAUUUGGACUUACUGGUACAAUAAAAGAAUUGGGUAUUUCUCCGAUGCCUACAGUCACCAACUUCUGCUGGCUGGAAGCCAAGUGACCUGUAGAGCCUCCGUGGACUGUACCACGCUGAAGUCCAUUGGGCGUCGAGACAAUGAUUUAGAAGCGUCCGCGACUCUUCCAGCGAUAUUGUCAGAUAUCUGUUUUGACCUGUGGGGAGGCGUCGGCUGGCGUCCAUAAGGGACAUGGCGGAUAUGGUAAAUGCCUUAUCUUCCUACCUUCACUGGCAGACUUUUUUUCGUGUGGAAUCAAAAAUGGGUUUUCUUCAGUUAAGACGUUGUGAGAUGGUGGUCACACUAAUGGGGGAUAUUGGGAAAUGUGGAUUCAGUGGUGUUGUUGAAGUGAAGGCGUUCUGAAGAGUUUAGGUGAAAUAAAACUAUGGCACAUUCUUUAAAGUAAAAAUGUAAGAAAAAAAAAUUUAAAAAAAAGUUUCUACUGAGUACAUGGAAACAUUUCUAGCCGCCAUCUUGGCACCUGGUUGGGGUGGGGGAGAUUCCUGUGCGGUCAUGCCCCCCUGCUAAUGCACUCAUAUCUGUGGCUGGAAAGGGUGACUUCUCUGAGCCAUACACUGCCCUUGUAGCCAAAUUGUGGAAAUCUAGACAAGCCAUACAGAAAUCUUGCUGGCCUCUCCUUUUUUUGCAUGCUUUGAUUGGCCCAAGAAUCCGAAUUUCAUAUACAUAGAGCUCAGCAUGUUGCCACUUCUGUACUAACCUACGUUCCUGAUAGCACUUAAAGAAAAAACGAAAAACUUCUUGUUUCUUCUCCAAGUUAAAUGCCUGACCCUAUAAAGCUUUGAUACAGAAACUUUUUUUAUGUUAUCCUUUCCUACAACAGACCCGUUUUUUUGAUAUUCGUGGAAGAAUAGAAAAUUCCAGGAAAAAAAUGUAACUGUAAAAAAAAAAAAGAACAAAGCUUAUUUAUUAUUUUUUGUUAUUUAUGUUUUUUUACCCCUUUUUAUUUGUAAGAGGAAGAAUCUUUUUUUUUUUGUUUUUUUUUAUCUCAUAGGGAAUGAGAAUUAUGAGGGUGUUUUUUUUUUUUGUUUUCACGUUCUCUCUGAGGGAAGAUACGUUUUUACCUCCGUCCUUACUUAAAGGAAGGAUGUAAAGUAGAUGUAUAGCGAUUGUUAAAGUGUGAGGACAGUGGAUCAUCUGCUGGCGGCCUUAUGUGCACUAUAAAUUUCUCUGUAGGGCUUAUGUAACCAGGCAUCUUAAUAUUGCUCUGUUUUCUGAGAACUGUCAUGUUGGCAACCAAUCACAGUUGAGCUUUCAUUUUCUGAACUACACUGGAUUAACCAAAGCUAAGCGCUGAUUGGUCGCUGUUUACAGAUGUAGGAACUGACUUAAGGUGGUCUGAACGGAACCUUAUAUGAAAUUGUUUACAUGAAUUAUUCAGCAACAGAUUAAAAAAUUCACAAAAAACGACAUGAAAUGACCGACGAGAGACUUUUUUUUGGCCGUCUGAAAACUGAAGUUGUUGCCUUUGGCAUCCAAUAUUUGUCCCAGUGCAGACACAUUUGGUUGCUAGGGGUUACUAUCCUACUGCUUGGGGUUGUUAUUGAACAAAACGGUGCUAUCGCCUAUGGUAUCCAAUCCGAUUCCCACAAAGGGACAGCAUUUUCAAUCAAGGAUCUGGUCCAUAGGCAUGGGUAUAUAUAAUUUUUCUUGUUUAUAUACAACCCACUUGUUUCGGCCAUGAUGGAAUGAUGUUUAUUAGUAACUUUAACACACAAGUCCUAUUUUAGAAGAGAUUUAAAAAAAACUAGUGCAAAAAGUGACGUUUCCUGUAGUAGCCAAUGAGGUUGCUGCUUAAAUCUACUAAGUAAUAAGCUGGAAUCUGAUUGGCUGACAAAGGUAACUGUUUUUUUUUUUUUGUUUGUUUUAAUUCUAGAUACUUUAACUUUUAGUCUCUCUACCGAAGACCUAUAUAUAUAUAUAACCACUGAGUCUGUUUCUGCAUAGGGAUUGACGAUCCCUUCUGGAGCGAUAUAAAGAUGCCUAUGUCCUUGUUAAAAAAAAUUGCACUUCCUGGUUACAUCUAAGUCCUACUUGUAAGAAUAAUUUGAUGUCUUAUAAACAAGUAAAUUUGGGGAUCUAAAUAAAGGGCUAGUCCAAACCUGACCUAUGCGGCCAUGACGGAGGUGAUAUUCUCUUUCUAUAUACCGUUUUUUUAGUUCCAUCACAGCAAUAUUUUUCUUCUUCCAGCCCCAACCCCCGAUCCAUUGCAAUCUCACUGUGCAUGAUAUGGCGCCCCCUGUAGGCUAAUGCCAGGUUCAGGUCCCAUAGUUCAUCCCCAUGUACCAGUGGCAGAGUUUAAUACAGUUAUUCUUAAGAGAAACAGAAAAUAAAAAUCACUUUAAGGUUAAGAUAAUUAAAUUUUAUUUUUAUUUGUACAGUUUAUGAAAUGUUCACUAUAUUUUUGUUUACAGUCAGAGAUGCUGAGAGAAAACGGAGACGAAGUAUAUUUAUUUCUUGGUAGUCCACAUGCAUAUUCCGUACAAUAAUCUGUCACAUUUCACAGCAAAUCCUUCCACUAACCCACAUAACAAGCUGUAUCGGUCCCCUGUCAGGGCAGAAUCCGGGGGACUUCUCACUCAAGGGGCUGUUAUAUAUGUAAAUACUGUACAUCUGUGAAAUGUAAACAUCUUUUUUCUUUUUUUUCUUUUUUUUUUUUUCUUUUGUUCUGUAUCUUUUGUGAUUGCGUUCUUUUUGUACAUGGAUUUUGUAUUUCUUUUCAAUAAAAUUUGGAUCUGAAUUAUA
Molecule: messenger RNA, 3759 nt
Organism: Hyla sarda
Lineage: Eukaryota; Metazoa; Chordata; Amphibia; Anura; Hylidae
Exons: 4
Coding region: 334-945 (203 amino acids)
Source: RefSeq, a predicted model, not a curated record